Molecule: messenger RNA, 2000 nt
Organism: Sorghum bicolor (sorghum)
Lineage: Eukaryota; Viridiplantae; Streptophyta; Magnoliopsida; Poales; Poaceae
Product: probable isoprenylcysteine alpha-carbonyl methylesterase ICMEL2
Exons: 12
Coding region: 387-1604 (405 amino acids)
Source: RefSeq, a predicted model, not a curated record
CCGGAAGCAACAAGCAACACAAAACUUUGGAUCGCCCAUCUGUCGUGUGCUCGCACCUCGCCGCGCUCGCGAGUGCCUCCCACGCGUGACGCGUCGCACUCCCACGUCGUGCACGCACUCGCGCAGUCGCGCUCCCCCAGCGCUCACACGCCACCGCGCCGCCUCGCCCCCCUAUUUAGGCCCCACCGCCGCCUCACGAGUCACGACUCACGAGCACGCCACCGUCGAUUCGCCCGCCCGCGGCCCGCUUCCCCGCUCCAUCGCUGCUCCCUUGCACGCACGCACGGCACCCGCGCCCCGGCCAAAAGCCAAUUCGAAUCUCCCCGCUUCUCUGCGCGGCCGGCCGCGGCGGGGGCGGGGGCGGGGGGCUCUGCUUCGCAUUCGCAAUGCGGGCCUCCGUCGAGGAGGCGGGCGCGCUCCUGGCGCGGACCGACUCGGCCGGCCGCCGCCGCCGCCGCUCCUCGUCGCCGGUGCGGACCGCGUCCCCGAGGCCCGGUAGCCUUAGGCGCCACUCCUCGUCGUUCCGCGAGGACGUCGGGCACGCCGCCUCCGAGACGUACCUCGUCUCGCGCCUCACCUUCACCCUCCUCCAGUACCUCGGGUUAGGUUACCGAUGGAUGGCACAACUCCUUUCACUCACAAUCUACGCAAUUUUACUUAUGCCAGGAUUCUUACAAGUUGGAUAUUACUAUUUCUUUUCGAGCCAGGUUCGUAGAAGUGUAGUUUAUGGAGACCAACCCAGAAACAGGUUGGAUCUAUACAUACCAGAAGAUAAUAGUAGGCCCUGCCCAGUGAUGGCCUUUGUAACUGGUGGAGCAUGGAUUAUUGGUUACAAAGCAUGGGGUGCUCUUCUAGGACGACGAUUGGCAGAGCGAGGAAUAAUAGUUGCUUGCAUUGAUUACAGAAAUUUCCCACAAGGUACAAUAGGCGACAUGGUUCAUGAUGCUUCUCAGGGAAUUUCUUUUGUGUGCAACAACAUUGCCAGCUACGGAGGAGAUCCUAAUCAGAUCUACUUGAUGGGACAGUCAGCAGGUGCACAUAUUGCAGCCUGUGCCCUCAUGGAGCAAGCAGUAAAAGAAUCCGGUGGGCAUCCUGUUUCUUGGAGUGUUACCCAAAUCAAAGCAUACUUCGGUUUAUCUGGAGGAUACAACAUGCAUAAUUUGGUCGACCAUUUCCAUCAGCGUGGUCUUUAUCGCUCAAUAUUCCUCAGCAUAAUGGAAGGAGAGGAAUCAUUGUCACGUUAUUCUCCUGAAAUUGUUGCCAAGACAUCAAGUGCUGAAACCAUAGCUCUUCUGCCUCUUAUUGUUCUUAUGCAUGGAACUGAAGAUUAUUCAAUACCAUCAUCUGCCAGUCAAACUUUUGUUGACGUCCUCCAGCAAGCUGGUGCUCAAGCAAGGUUACUAUUGUACGAAGGGAAAACACAUACAGAUAUCUUUUUACAGGACCCUCUUAGGGGUGGAAGAGAUCCAUUGGUUGAAGACGUGUUGUCUAUUAUUCAUGCUGAUGAUGCAAUUGCACGUCAAAAGAUUGCUUUAGCACCAACUCCAAAGAGAUUAGUUUAUGAGUGGCAAUUAAAGUUGGCCCGCCAAAUUAGUCCAUUCUAGCAGGUACGGAUCACUUUAAAGUCGUCUGUGUGCAAAAUAUCUAGUAUGAAGCAUGGAGAAGCUUGAUCUGUGGAUUUUGCACCUUCUUGAGGAAAGGGUGCUCGGGGAGCCGUUGAGCUGGAUUGGAUCAGGCAAGCAAAGAAUUCUCGCGUCUUCUUUAUUUGCACAAUGCUGGUCUAGCAAUACGAGAGGAAGAAGCUACAUACUAACAUACACGACUGGAAAUGGAAACCGCAUCAUCUUUCUUAGCAAAGCUGUAUAUAAUGUUGUAUAUUGUAUUGCACAAAGGCUUGUAAUACGUUUUCUGUGCCUCGUUCCAAAAUAUAAUUCAUUUCAAAAUGCAAGUCAUUUUAGUUUUGACCUAACUUUGAUCAAGUUUAUAAAAUAUUCUGUUCA